Messenger RNA from Necator americanus (New World hookworm), 852 nucleotides. RefSeq lists its product as uncharacterized. The record is from RefSeq and is a predicted model, not a curated record. The transcript is spliced from 4 exons. NCBI's taxonomy places the organism in Eukaryota, Metazoa, Nematoda, Chromadorea, Rhabditida, Ancylostomatidae. Bases 1 to 852 code for a protein of 283 amino acids.
AUGUCGCAAGGUGGUUCCCUGAUCCAUAUAGGUUGGGCGACGACUUAUAUGGAUCAGGUGGUGCAAGCUAAGCUCGCCGUGGCAGGGCUGCUUAGAGACCAAGUGCAGAAGGAGGGACGUACGAAAAAUGAAUGGCGAUACACUCGUCAUUCGUGGAGAGAAGGUUCCGUCGCGAAAUUCGCUGUUGGUUUUGUUGUGCACCCAUCUGUCGUCCAUCUUGUCGAUUCUCAUGAGAUCCUGUCACUUCGUCUGGCCAUUCUGCGCCAAAAACCCAUCAGUAUCAUCAACUGCUACUCGCCAACAUCAGCAGCUGAUGAAUCCGAAUUGGGCGCGUUUUACGAGGAGCUGGAUGAAGUGAUCCGCAACGAGAAGUCCUUCUACAAAUUCGUUCUCGAAGACUUCAACGAAAAACUAGGAAUUGCUACAGAAGAAGAGUACAGGAUCGGAAGAUUUGGACUAGGGGACCGGAAUGAAAAUGGCAGUCGUCUCUCCGGACUGCUAGAUCUCCGCGAAUAUAAUAUUUCGCUAGCAGCCUUGCUGAGCGAAGACGGGACUCGCAUGUCUUCUCGUCGUGAGAUGGAAAUCAUUACGGAGAGGUUCUACUCGAAUCUUUUCCGUUCAUCAGCUCCUGUGUCAAGUCCGAUCAUCUCCACUGGACACUGGAUGAAGCCCAGCCUUAAGAACAAGCUGGAUUCCGUCAGGGUUCAGCUGCCUGGACCACGUUCAGACCGUGUUGAGGGUCAUAAAGGUUUGCCGGGAAUAGCUACGGACCAACUGAUGUACCAAGAUCUUAAUGCCCAUCUGUUCGACUCGAAAGUUCUUCCAGGGCUCUGUUACGCAGCGGAGACGUGA